AUGUCCCUCGGCCAGCCUGGCUGCCGAGCUCUCCCAGACCCUCUGGGGCUGCCGGAGCCGCCCGCGGGGGCUGUGGCCGGGGAGGGUCGGGGAUGCUCGGCCGGGGAUGCUCGGCCGGGGGACCCCGGGGUGCCGCUCUGGCCCGCGGGCUUCGAGCCCCCUCUGGCGGCUCCGCGCCGGUACUCGGGACCGGCAGAUCCUGCUCCCGGCUCGCCGGCUGCUUCCUCGGCAAAUUCGAGCACCUGUCCCCGAAACCGGGAGGUAGAUAAUGGGUACUCGAACCAGCCCGGCCCGCGGGCAGGUUACCCAGCAUGUGCCUCCCCCUCCAUGAACUCCUGGUUUUUCACGGGCUUUGAAAUACUUGACAUAAUUUCCUUGCCACAGAAAUACCGUCUUUGGCUCAGGAAGUCCAUGAACUGCAAAUUGCUUGAGGUGUUUCCUCAUACCUGCUUCAUUCUGUCUCUUGUCAUCUAUGCUUUUCUGGGGGCUCUCAUGUUUUCCCACAUUGAAGGUAACCGGAAGGUAGAAUUUAGUGAAGACUAUAGAAAUUUUCUGCAGAAUCUGACGUACCUCGGCAGAAGUUUAUCAGAAAGUUUCUCCCGCUCCUCCUCCCCUGCUGUGAGCCACCCCACCAGCCCUCUGGUGACGGCAUGCCCAGGUGAUGGUCUGCAAACACUCACUGUGUCUCCUGCUGUGACUGUGACAGAUAACAUGACAGAAAAUGAGGUGAAGUUUAAGAAAAAAAUCCAUGAUCUUCUCAGCACAGCUCAACAAGACUGGUUUGUCAAUCCAAAAGACAAAUGGAGUUUCUUUGGGUCUCUCUUUUUUUGCUGCACAGUGUUCACGACUGUGGGUUAUGGCAAUACCUACCCCAUGACACGGAUUGGGAAAUAUCUCUGUAUGUUGUAUGCUUUGUUUGGUAUCCCUCUGAUGUUCUUGGUCCUGACAGACACGGGAGACAUCCUUGCGACUGUUUUAUCCAAGUCAUACAAUGAAUUCCGAAAACUGCAGGCAAAAGUUCUGGCCUCCAAACUCUGCUCUGGGUCCACAUGUAACAAAAGGGAUGAACUAAAGUCCAGAGCACAGUCUAAUAUAGUCAUCAAUGAGCCCCUGACAAUUAUGGAAGUGCUGAAAAGUCAGCCCAGUGGGAAAAGGAGGCCGAUCAAAUAUCGCAAUGUUGAACUUUUUGAAAUGUUAAUUGCCAGAGAAAAUGAGCAAACAAAGCCAGCAAGAAAUAAAAGCAUUGAGAGAUGGAGUUCAUGUCCUGAACUUGCCAGGGGAAAGACAAUGUCCAGAGUAAUCGAGAAUUUUGACAAAAUAGGGAAAGAGUUAGAAAAAUUAGAUGUGCCCAUUGUAUUAAUGGUGCUCGUUAUCUUUGUGUACAUCUCCUGUGCAGCUGCUAUUCUUCCAAAGUGGGAAUCCAAUUUGGAUUUUCAGGAAGCCUUUUAUUUCUGCUUUAUCACCUUGACCACUAUUGGAUUUGGAGAUACACAGCUGGAACAUCCCAAGUUUUUCUUGUUUUUUUCCCUUUAUAUUAUUAUUGGCAUGGAAAUUGUUUUCAUUGCUUUUAAGCUGGGUCAAGAUCGCUUAAUUGUUUUGUAUAAAAAGGUAAUUUCAUUUUGUGCAGAGAAAAAGAUGCCAUCAAAGAAGAUAUAUCCAAAAUAA
Myiozetetes cayanensis is the source of this 1665-nucleotide messenger RNA. It is a transcript of the gene KCNK18, whose product is annotated as potassium two pore domain channel subfamily K member 18. Gene Ontology annotation, biological process: stabilization of membrane potential; potassium ion transmembrane transport. Lineage: Eukaryota; Metazoa; Chordata; Aves; Passeriformes; Tyrannidae. The transcript is spliced from 5 exons. The coding region runs from base 1 to 1665 and encodes 554 amino acids. Gene Ontology annotation, cellular component: membrane. Gene Ontology annotation, molecular function: potassium ion leak channel activity. The record is from RefSeq and is a predicted model, not a curated record.